AUGGAAGAAGCAAUCAUGCGACUCGAAGGUGCCGAACACAGAGAAACCAACAACAAUUCUCUGAAGAGAAAGCCAUCAAGAACUUCAUCCACCGCUCCUGGCUCUCCUGGAGGUACAGCCACAGCGAAAUCUGCCUCCGGCGCCGCAUCCGGUGGCUCCACUAUGAGGUACCGAGGCGUGAGGCGUAGGCCAUGGGGUCGGUACGCUGCUGAAAUACGGGACCCGAUGUCGAAGGAGAGACGAUGGCUCGGAACAUUUGAUACGGCGGAGGAAGCAGCUUGCGCAUACGACUGCGCCGCUCGAGCCAUGCGUGGUCUUAAAGCUCGAACCAACUUCGUCUACCCAAUUCCUUCUCUUGACUCUUACCACCACCGUCUUUUCUCGCCUCCUCCGAUGAACAUGUUCCUUCUACGCGACGUAUUAAACUCUCAGCCUCUUUCUCCUUUCGCUUACCCACCUUGUAAUCUCUCUAACGUAAGCGGCCUGGUUCAUGAGUCCUUCACUAACGUUACCGAUAUCUCCGAAGAUCACUCGCCAAAAGCAAAGAGAUCAAGUACCAUCGACAACGAGAGCAUGAUCUCAAUCCUCGAACCAGAACCAGCUGGGUCUGGCCUUCUUCAAGAAAUUGUACAAGGCUUCUUACCAAAACCUUUUUCUCAACAAGAAUCUACACCUCCAACGGCCAACCAGCCAUCGGUUGGUGCUUUUCCAACAAUGCUAGAGACCGGUUUUCAGACAGAUCUUCGUAUACCGGAUCACUUCAACGUCGAAGGAAAUGGUUUCGGCCAGGUCAAAUAUCAUGGGGAGUUGGGUUGGGUUCAAGGCGAGAGUGGGUUUGAUUCAGCUAAGAUGCAGCAGAACGGAAAUGGUGGAACGUUUUAUCAGUAUUGCUUUCAUGAUUAUUAA
Thlaspi arvense is the source of this 906-nucleotide messenger RNA. The record is from the annotation of a GenBank genome assembly. NCBI's taxonomy places the organism in Eukaryota, Viridiplantae, Streptophyta, Magnoliopsida, Brassicales, Brassicaceae.